Thlaspi arvense is the source of this 315-nucleotide messenger RNA. Lineage: Eukaryota; Viridiplantae; Streptophyta; Magnoliopsida; Brassicales; Brassicaceae. The record is from the annotation of a GenBank genome assembly.
AUGUUGUGGGACUUCUUAGAAUCCGAGUUAAAACUUAAAAGAGGGAUUAAUAUUGUUAGUCGAGAUUCUCUUGGCAGCGACCCUUUCGUCAUCAUAACCAUGGGUCCUCAUAAACUGAAGACUCGUGGUGUGGAAAACAACUGCAACCCAAAGUGGAACGAUGAAUUGACGCUUGCAAUCAAAGAUCCUAAUGAAUCUGUGAAUCUUGAAGUGUAUGAUAAAGCUACGUUCAUCUCGCAUGACAAGAUGGGAGAUGCGGAAAUAGACAUCAAGCCGUUUCUUGAGGCUCAAGCAAUGGAUUUUCAAGAACUCUGA